ACCACAUGGUAAUUCUAAGACUUGUUCUUUACCCGUGGAAUGUAAUAUUUUUACAAAGAUGGACCACUUCACAAAUGGUUAUAAAGUCAUAUCCACUUCUUCCACAAUGACCACAGCAAAUGACCAAGCAUGAACUAAAGAAUCGCCUAUCAAGUGUUACAGAAGAUGAAGACCAAGAUGCUGCUCUUACCAUUGUGACUGUGCUGGACAAAGUAGCCUCCAUCGUGGACAGUGUGCAGGCAAGCCAGAAGAGAAUAGAAGAGAGACACAGGGAAAUGGAAAAUGCCAUAAAAUCCGUCCAGAUUGACCUGUUGAAGCUUUCACAGUCACAUAGCAAUACAGGCCAUAUCAUUAACAAGCUGUUUGAGAAAACCCAAAAAGUCAGUGCUCACAUUAAAGAUGUGAAAGCCCGGGUGGAGAAGCAACAAAUUCAUGUUAAAAAAGUUGAAGUCAAGCAAGAGGAAAUAAUGAAGAAAAACAAAUUCCGGGUGGUAAUAUUCCAGGAGAAGUUUCGGUGUCCGACAUCCCUGUCUGUUGUUAAAGACAGAAACCUCACUGAGAAUCAGGAAGAGGAUGUUGAUGAUGUCUUUGAUCCCCCAGUAGACCUCUCCUCGGAUGAAGAAUAUUAUGUUGAAGAAAGCAGAUCUGCCAGGCUUAGGAAGUCAGGCAAGGAGCGCAUUGAUAAUAUCAAGAAGGCAUUUUCCAAAGAAAACAUGCAGAAGACACGGCAGAAUUUUGACAAGAAAGUGAACAGAAUUAGAACUAGAAUAGUGACCCCGGAGAGGAGAGAGAGGCUAAGGCAGUCAGGGGAGAGGCUGAGACAGUCAGGGGAGAGGCUGAGACAGUCAGGGGAGAGGUUUAAGAAAUCUAUUUCUAACGCAGCUCCCUCCAAGGAAGCUUUUAAGAUGCGUAGCCUCAGGAAAGGUAAGGACCGAACAGUGGCAGAAGGUGAGGAAUGUGUCAGGGAGAUGGGCGUGGACAUCAUUGCCAGGAGUGAAUCUGUGGGUCCCAUCAGUGAGCUCUACUCUGAUGAGCUCAGAGAACCACAACACGAGGCAGUCAGGCCGGCGUAUCCUGCCCAGGAAGGAAGGGAAAUCCCCACCCCCGAGCCUUUAAAAGUUACUUUUAAACCUCAGGUGAAAGUAGAGGAUGAUGAAUCUCUUUUGUUAGAUUUAAAGCAGUCAUCAUAAAGAGGAAUUAAAUCUAUCCUAAAUAUGAAUCUCCUAAUCAUGCAGUUUUAGUUUGAAUAGUGUGUAGUCAUCUAUAUUUCUGUGCCAUGUAAGAAAACAUAAAUGGUUUUUUUCUUAUAUUUAAAAUCUUGAGGGUAGUACAAAUAUUAUAUACAUUUCCUUGUGACUUCCUUGGGAAUUCUUCCCCCCACUGCACCGCCCUCCCACUGUCCCCCACUGCCCUACCCCCAGGUUAUGUGAUUCCUGCAGCUUUUUCUCUUAGGUCACUCUUUCUCACGGCAGCUGUGGAUUUUUUAGUUCUUUUCUCUUGUUCACCAGAAAAAUAGUUUCCUAGGGCGGGCCAGUUACAUGUUUGGUAAGGGCAACUUUGUGGCCAUCGUUUGCAAGUGAACUCUAAAUACUGGUUAGGAUUAAUAUUGUAGCCAGCCUCAAAGGGGAAUAACUCACGUGUGGGUUAUAUUAUCCAAAUGUUCGGAUCAACAGAUUUAUUAGUAAAUUAGCAGUCACACCCCUUUUUUGAUGUUUUCACAUUAAAUGAUUGAAGUUCUGGACUUGAACAUCUGGCUCUAGUAUCCUAGCUUUACUUACAAGAAAACCCUUGGCAAGUCAUCUGUUUAUUCUCAUCAGUAAAAAUGGAGAGGGUUGGCUGUGCUGUCCGCCUCAGAGGACUAUUGUGAAGAUCAAAGGAAAUGGUACACGUUCUGGGGAAUAAGAAGCACACCCAGAGAAAACAAGCCUCACCAGUUCUUCAAAAACAGAAUAGAAAGAAUUGCACCCUCUGAAAAAGCCCUGAGCACCAGUUGAUGAGGUCCUAGGUUGGACAGAAACUAAAGUUGGUCUUCAGAAGACUUUUCACAGAAUUAAGAGUGAAAGUGAAAAAUAAAUAACUGUUUGGGUGACCACUUUUUCAUCAAACUAAAACUAAACCUUGGGUUUUAGUUGGGUCUCAAAGUGUUCCUUGGCUAAGUCCUUUCUAACUUCCUUUCAAUUAAGAUCUUCGGUGGACUGUAGCACUGCAUUUGUUUGAGCAGUAUGAGGCAUAAAAUUGUGGCUGUGUUGUCAAGUGAGCCUUUCUAAAGUUGGCCCUGAUGCACUGGGUUUGGAAAUGACCUCAAAUAUUCUUGUUUUUCUGAGUGUGCUCUUCAGGGCCCAACUGUCCAAAACAGUGUUCAUAGGAGUUAAUCGUAGCUGCUUUGGGAGGAACCCAGAUUCCCCUUGUCUGUUAGCUUUAGCUUGUUGAAGCCAGAGAUUAGAACAAUGUCUGUUGUUGCUACAGACAGAAAGAAAUAGGGCUGGGUGCGGUGGCUCAAGCCUGUAAUCCCAACACUUUGGGAGGCCGAGGCGGGUGGAUCAUGAGGUCAAGAGCUCGAGACCAUCUUGGUCAACAUGAUGAGAUCCCAUCUCUACUAAAAAUACAAAAAAUUAGCUGGGCAUGGUGGCGCGUGCCUGUAAUCCCAGCUACUCGGGAGGCUGAGGCGGGACAAUUGCCUGAACCCAGGAGGCGGAGGUUGCGAUGAGCCGAGAUUGCACCAUUGCACUCCAGCCUGGGUCACAAGAGCGAAACUCCGUCUCAAAAAAAAAAAAAAAAGAAAGAAAUGGGCUGGGCACAGUGGCUCAUGCAAGCAAUCCCAGCCCUGUGGGAGGCUGAGGCGGGUGAAUCACUUGAGGUCAGAAGUUCAAGACCAACCUGACCAACAUGGUGAAACCCCGACUCUACUAAAAAUACAAAAAUUAACUGGUUGUGUGUGUGUGCCUGUCCCAGCUAUUUGGGAGGCUGAGACAGGAGAAUUGCUUGAACCCAGGAGGUGGAGGUUGCAGUGAGCCAUGAUUGUGCCACUGCAUUCAAGCCUGGGCGACAGAGCAAUACUCUGUCUUAAAAAAAAAAAAAAGGAAAGAAAGAAAUGGUCGUACUGGUUCUGUACUUGUAGGAUGUUCAAUGUAGCAUGUAGCAUGGUGUUGUAAGAGAAGAAAUGAUGGAAUUGUUGAAUUUGAAGGAUUGAGACAAUCAGCUAUCCUACUUUUUUUCUCACUUUCAGAUCAGUUUUUGGAUAAUCCUAUGGUAGUUGGAAUAAGUGUACACAUCUACACACAGGCAUACAUAAAUUGUCUUUAAAAUAUUUGACUCUGUUACCCAGAUGUUUGGGUUUUGGGAGUCUGAUUCAGCAUCAUUUCCUCUUCAACCUGCAUGAAUACAUAAAAUCAUAAAUUGUUCAUCUUGUUACCUUUUUAUAUUGAAAAUUAAAGUGUAUACAACAUUGGAUAACACUUUCAAAUGAAUAAUUUUAAAAUGUUUUUAUAACAUUUUGGAAAGCUCUUAGAUGCUUAAUCACAUAUUUUAUAGGAGCCAUAAUAAAUUAGAAUUUAAGAAAACAUUAUUACAACUUCGAUGUUAGUGUCCUAUAAAUAUUUUUACUAAUAAUGCAAAUAGUGAAUAUAAAGACGGUACAAGCUUUUUCUUUUUUCUAGCCCUAUGCAGAAUAAAUAUCAGUUGGCUGGAAAUAUUUUUCUGCAAAUAUUACUGUCAUGGAAUUUUUGUAGUCAGUUUGCUUACUGACUCAUUAUAUAACCAGACUUGACAUUUUAUGGAACAUUUCACAUAUAGCUAUAUUUGAAUUUUGAUGAGGAAGGAGUUAUAACCUGGUCAGCUCUUCAUCAUGGUAGACUUUGUGCAACCCCAAAACACUAGGCAGUUUCAUGUCCCUGGAGGUUUACGGUGACCUUGUGCUGCUCUCUUGGUACUAUCAUUUUCCCUCCUCCAUAUUGCUUCUGUCUCUCUUCCUUUCUUCCCACAUUUGGGACAUUCUGAAAUUCUUCAUUCAUAAUUUAUUAUCCCUUUAACUUAAUUUUCUUGAUAUAAAAUAAUGGGCUGCAAAAUCACAUCUCAUUUGAUAUAAAGAAUAUUCUAGUCAGUGUUCCUAUUUUAAAAGUUUUAGAUAACAGGGACAGAUUAUUUUACUUAUUCAUCUGUAUUUUAGAAAUUUUAUGUACCAGAUUUUAAACUAUGUAUUCAAAUUAAACCAUUAGCAAGAUUCCGUGCUCUGAGACAGAACAGUGCAGCAUCUAUAGACACCAAGGGGCAUGGAGCUACUCAGGAUCUUCUGCAUAAUAAACAGGAUAGGGGAGGGGGUGCAAGUCUGUCUUUUGAACUCGAUGAUCCACGUCUUUCCUCUGAGCAGGUGAUAGCCUGAUUCUAGCUUAUUGGUUAGAGAAGCAGGGCAAACAACAAAAUACAUGAAAAUUCAAGGCCAGACAUGGUAGUUCAUACCUGUAAUCCCAGCACUUUGGGAGGCCAAGUCAGGCAGAUCACUUGAGGUCAGGAGUUCAAGCCAGCCUGGCCAACAUGGUGAAAUCCUGUUUCUACUAAAAAGACAAAAAUUAGCUGGGCGUGGUGGCAGGCGCCUGUAAUUCCAGCUACUUGGGAGGCUGAGGCAGGAGAAUUGCUCGGACCUGGGAAGUGGAGAUUGUAGUGAGCCGAGAUCAUGUCAUUGUACUCCAGUCUGGGCAACAGAGUGAGACUCCUUCUCGAAAAAAAAAAAAGUAAAUUCAGCUUGCUGAAAGUGUACUUGUUGGGUGUGUGUGUGUGUGUGUGUGCGCGCGCGCGCGUGUGUGCGUGCACGCACGUGUGCCCUCAAGCCUCCAUAAACUAAAAAUAUAAAUCAAAAUAAAAAUACAAAACAUUUCGAUUUCAUUCUUUGCCUUUCAUGCACGUUAAAGGGUUUGGUUUAUUGUGAUUCCAUCAGCUAAAAGGCAUGGGUCAUGUUAUGUAAAAUAUUCCACAGAACCGUUGUUAACUGUGCAGUUCUAUUACAUGAAAUCACUGAGCUCGUUUUUCUUCUGAGACAUGUUUAUUAUAGCUUCUUUUAUUGAACCCUGCUAAGAAAAUUAUAGAUCAUGAUUCCCAAAUAGGCAGAAUGACCAUUAUGGUCUCACCCUCAAUUCUAUUUGAAUUUGGGGCAUGCUAUUCCCUGGUCUGUAGUGAAUAAAAAAAAAACUUCAUGCUAAA
Molecule: messenger RNA, 5193 nt
Organism: Callithrix jacchus (white-tufted-ear marmoset)
Lineage: Eukaryota; Metazoa; Chordata; Mammalia; Primates; Cebidae
Gene: CAVIN4
Product: caveolae associated protein 4
Biological process (GO): regulation of gene expression
Cellular component (GO): caveola; cytoplasm
Source: RefSeq, a predicted model, not a curated record